GGAACUGCAAAGAAUUCCGGCCUCUAAUGGGCUUAACCUCUUUGCUGAAGCGCUAGUACGAACCGUGCAUACAUUAGAAGCAUCGUCUUGAAACCCUCGGUGGUGCGAAGCCAACAGUCGUCUCGUCUUAAACGGACACAGUUCUUAUUUCUUCGCCUGCGUAGCACCAAACUGAGAGACAGGAGAAAUGGGAUCUCGAUUCGCUCUCAUUCUCGCCUUGAUCGCGAUUCUCUGGACAUCUGUUUUCUCCGACCUCAUCAUCUCCAAGCUAGAUCGACGAAUUGAUUUGACUUCACAUGUUGUACGUGUCUCUUCAACACUAAAGGUGGUGAACGAGGGACCUCAUGCGGUGUCAGAUGUUUUAUUGUCCAUUCCUGAUUUCCAGGCCAAAAACUUGGCAUAUUUGUCAGCAUCAUGUAAUGAAGGAAAAGGAAAAACAAAAGGUUCUAUUGUCAAUCUCCCUGUUGAAGCCGUUCAGCCUGGAGGAAUGCCCCCAAAUUUGACAGUCUAUUCAGUGUCUUUACUCAAGGGAUUGGGGAAGAGUGAAAGUUUAUCCCUGGAUGUGUUGGCAGUAUUUACCCAUUCUCUAGAGCCAUUCCCAGAGGAGAUAACUCAAGCUGAUACGCAGCUUGUCUUGUUCCAGGACAGUGCUGUCUAUCUUUCUCCUUAUCAAGUUACAGUCCAAUCACUCAGUGUUCGAUUACCUAGUGCAAGAGUUGAAUCAUACACGAAACUUCAGAAUACCAAGCUUGUAGAUUCAGAGAUAAAAUAUGGGCCAUAUGAGAGUCUUCCUCCCUUCUCAUACAACCCUGUAGUUAUUCAUUUUGAGAAUAAUCGACCUUUUGCAGUGGCACAGGAGUUGAUACGAGAGAUAGAAAUUUCACAUUGGGGCAAUGUGCAGAUCACAGAGCAUUACAACCUUGUCCAUGGAGGUGCUCGCAACAAAGGGGGAUUUUCCAGAAUUGAGUAUCAAGCUAGACCUUCUGUAAGAGGGGCAUCAUCUUUUAGGCAUUUGAUUGCAAGAUUGCCACCGAGAGCUCAUUCUGUUUAUUACAGAGAUGAAAUUGGCAAUGUUUCUACAUCACAUCUAUGGGGUGAUUCCAGAAAGACUGAACUGGAAAUUGAACCUCGGUAUCCAAUGUUUGGUGGCUGGAGAACAUUGUUUACAAUUGGCUAUGGCUUACCACUCCAAGACUUCUUAUUUGUGUCAGAGGGAAAGCGUUUACUUAAUAUCUCCUUUGGUUCCCCCAUGGAUGAAGUAGUCAUUGAUGAUCUGAUUGUGAAGGUUGUGUUGCCUGAAGGGUCGAAAGAUAUUUCUGUUUCUGCUCCAUUUCCUACAAAACAAUGGGAGGAGAUAAAGUACUCCCAUUUAGAUAUUAUUGGGAGGCCUGUGGUUGUGCUGCACAAGAAAAAUGUUGUGCCAGAACAUAAUGUUCAUUUUCAGGUCUAUUACAAGUUCAACAACCUAUCAUUACUUUGGGAGCCAAUGAUGCUCAUUUCUGGAUUCUUCUUUCUGUUUGUUGCCUGUAUUGUAUAUGUGCAUUCUGAUAUAUCAAUCUCCAAGUCCUCUGCAUCUUACCUGGCUAAACUGCAGUGGGAAGAGGUGCAAGCAACAGUUCAGCAGGUCCAGAAUGUCAUUAAUCGCUGUUUAUCUGUCCAUGAUAAGCUAGAGGCAUCAUUACAUGAUCUUUCUAGGAUGGGAGAUGUUCAAGCUUGUAAAGCAGCUCGUAAAGCUGCCGAUGGGUUGUUGAAAGAAUAUGCAAAAGAGUUGAAGCCCUUGCUGGUGUUCUUGCAAUCAUCUCCACAGGCUGCCCAUAUACUGCCUAAGGUGGAGGAGUUGGUCGCGAAGGAGAGAGAGAUGCAAGAGAGGCUUAUGCUGAAGCACUCAACAGUGGUUGAAUGCUACGAGAAGAAAUCUGGUGGACGGGAGAUAGAGAACCGUGUCGCUUCCCACCAGCAGAAGCUCACAGCCUUACGGCAUGAGGUUGAUGAUCUUCUUGACACCGUUGAUGAGAUCUGAUGGGCCCACCCAUCCAGUUAUUUAGAUUGGACAGUCUUUUUCCAUCCUUGCCACCUCUAUGCCGUGUUGGGAAAUGUUUACACCAGAAUUUUGUUUUCUAUUAUAGAGUACUCAAGAGAUAAUGCGUAGGAAUUUAAGUGAUUGAAAAAAGUGAAAAUUACUACAUGGACGUGGACAAACAUAGUUUGAGCUGUCCAUUUUCAAAGGAAAAUAGUUCUUCAAUCCUUUGAAGAAUUCCAGUGGGGGAGAUUUCAGGUGUCCUACAAACAAGGUUAGGCCCAUCAUAUAAAUGGUUUGGAUCUUUACUAAUGUCAUGAUGUCAAAUGCUAAUAACUUCCCUUUAUUAUGUA
Magnolia sinica is the source of this 2370-nucleotide messenger RNA. Its product is annotated as dolichyl-diphosphooligosaccharide--protein glycosyltransferase subunit 1A. Lineage: Eukaryota; Viridiplantae; Streptophyta; Magnoliopsida; Magnoliales; Magnoliaceae. Bases 188 to 2020 code for a protein of 610 amino acids. Gene Ontology annotation, cellular component: oligosaccharyltransferase complex; membrane. The record is from RefSeq and is a predicted model, not a curated record. The transcript is spliced from 10 exons.